Molecule: messenger RNA, 1487 nt
Organism: Hermetia illucens (black soldier fly)
Lineage: Eukaryota; Metazoa; Arthropoda; Insecta; Diptera; Stratiomyidae
Gene: Gcat
Product: 2-amino-3-ketobutyrate coenzyme A ligase, mitochondrial
Exons: 7
Coding region: 149-1420 (423 amino acids)
Biological process (GO): L-threonine catabolic process; biosynthetic process
Molecular function (GO): pyridoxal phosphate binding; glycine C-acetyltransferase activity
Source: RefSeq, a predicted model, not a curated record
CCCCCAUGAUUCCGCACGCAUGCAUUCUGGUGCCAGGAAAUCGGGGAACUUGUGGGAGGAACGCAGAAGUCAUAAUCGUGUCCGAACCGCCAUACAGACGUUGUGCUGCUGUAGUCCUUAUUGAAAGUGAAAGUCAUAAGCAGAGUGAAUGCAAAUGCCGCUUCUGUCGAAAAUUUGGUGUGGCGUAGUUGAAGGUGGCAUAAGCCAAAAAUGCUUUGCCAGCACAUCAGCAGCCGCAAAAGAUUUCCGAAAUAUUUUAAGAAAACAAUUAGAUGACAUUCGACAGGCGGGAACCUUCAAAAAUGAACGGAUAAUAACGUCUCCGCAAAAAACAUCUAUUACAGUUGCCGGGGGAGAGACACGUCUUUUGAACUUUUGCGCUAAUAAUUACUUGGGACUGUCGAGUAAUGAAGGAAUUGUUGCAUACAGUAAAUCCAUUCUGGAUAAAUAUGGAGCGGGGUUGAGCUCUGUUCGGUUCAUUUGUGGAACUCAGGAUAUUCACAAGGAACUUGAACAAAAAAUUUCAAAAUUCCAUGGGCGAGAAGACACCAUUCUAUACGCAUCAUGCUUUGAUGCCAACGCUGGGAUAUUCGAAGCUAUUCUGACUCCGGACGAUGCUGUUCUUUCCGAUGAACUGAACCAUGCAUCCAUUAUCGAUGGAAUUCGAUUGUGCAAGGCGAAGAAGUUCCGCUACAAGCAUCGUGAUAUGAAUGAUCUGGAGAAUCUACUCAAAUCCUGUGAUGCCCGCAUUAAACUAAUUGCUACUGAUGGAGUGUUUUCGAUGGACGGCAAUAUUGCACCCCUUCGCAAGAUUUGUGACUUGGCAGACAAAUACAACGCUUUGGUAUUCAUAGAUGAGUGCCAUGCCACUGGAUUCUUCGGAAGCACAGGACGUGGUACUGAAGAAUUCCAAGGAAUCCAAGGACGUGUCCAUAUCAUCAAUUCAACUUUAGGUAAAGCUCUAGGUGGUGCAUCUGGAGGCUACACCACCGGUCCAAAAGAACUAGUUGAUCUAUUGCGACAAAAAUCACGACCUUAUCUCUUCUCGAACUCACUUCCUCCACCGGUUGUCGCCACUGGUAUCAAAGUAAUGGACAUGCUCUUGCAUUCCGAUCAACUCUCUAAAAAAGUUCAAAGCAAUACAAAACGAUUUCGCGAUGGAAUGACUAAGGCAGGUUUCACGAUAGCAGGAGAGGAUCAUCCCAUUUGCCCAGUGAUGUUGGGUGAUGCAAGGCUAGCCAGUACUUUUGCUGAUAAAAUGUUGGAAAGAGGAAUUUACGUGAUCGGCUUCAGUUACCCUGUUGUUCCUAAGGGCAAAGCCCGUAUCCGAGUACAGAUCUCUGCUGCUCAUGCACCACAAGAGAUUGAUCACUGUAUUGCGGCAUUUAUAGAAGUUGGAAAGGAGUUGAAAGUCAUUUAAAUCUUUGUUUAUAAAGAAAUAAAAAUAACUAUGUAUAUUUGAUAAAUAGACAGCAUUUAUUACUUUU